Messenger RNA from Haliaeetus leucocephalus (bald eagle), 1612 nucleotides. RefSeq names its product N-acetylglucosamine-1-phosphate transferase, gamma subunit (gene GNPTG). Bases 25 to 891 code for a protein of 288 amino acids. The transcript is spliced from 10 exons. Gene Ontology annotation, cellular component: Golgi apparatus. Lineage: Eukaryota; Metazoa; Chordata; Aves; Accipitriformes; Accipitridae. The record is from RefSeq and is a predicted model, not a curated record.
GGUCUCUUCGCCUCGGCGGGGAAGAUGAAGAUUGUGGAGGAGCCGAACACGUUCGGGUUGAAUAACCCGUUCUUGCCUCAGCCAAACAGGCUGCAGCCAAAGAUGUCCCCCUCUGCAGUAUCAGGCCCUGCACAUCUCUUUAGGCUUGCUGGCAAGUGUUUCAGUUUUGUGGAAUCCACGUACAAGUAUGAGUUUUGUCCUUUCCAUAAUGUCACUCAGCAUGAGCAGACUUUUCGAUGGAAUGCCUAUAGUGGGAUUUUAGGAAUCUGGGAUGAAUGGGAAAUUGACAACAACACAUUUGUUGGAAUGUGGAUGAGGGAAGGAGACUCAUGUGAAACUAAGAGCAGACAGACAAAGGUUCAUCUUGUUUGUGGAAAGAGCAAUAAAUUGGCAUAUGUGUCUGAGCCGAGUACUUGUGUUUACUCUCUGACAUUUGAGACUCCUCUCGUAUGCCAUCCCCACUCUCUUUUAGUUUAUCCAACUCUGACUGAAGCACUACAAAGGAAGUGGGAUGAAGCAGAGCAGCUUCUGUAUGAUGAACUAAUAACUGACCAGGGAUACAAAAAAAUACUGAAAGAGAUUUUUGAGGAAGCAGGACUUCUAAAAGCAACAGAAGAAGAAGAAGUUGAGAAACAGAAUAAGAAAAUAAGUGUGGAAUUUGAAACAGUGGAGAAGUGCAGUAAGGAAUACAAGCAACUUUCUAAAGAAAUAAAAAAACUUAAAGAUUUAUUAAGUCAGCACGGUAUUGCAUACAAAGGAAAUUCUGCUGAAAAUACCAGUGUUGAACAUGUAAGUCACAAACUGGCAACUGCAGUGACAACUGUUUUUAACGGGUCAAAGGAUGAUGAGCACCUGCAUGGCGACACAGGAAUUUGGAAUGACACUGUAUGAAGAAAUUUGGCUGGUAAACAGCAAGUUCAUAUGGAAUGUCAAGAAGUUGAACGUGUAUCGUGGCACCGAGAUGACUGACCUUCUGCGAGGAUUCUUGACUUUCUGAAUUUCUGCCGUAAAGCAGAACAUAAUGGAGUGCAGGCUCGCCAUUGCGGAGAACAGUUGGCUAGUCUCCGAGAUCAUUUGUAAAACUUCUUUGCUAAGGCCGAUAUUGGGCAUAGGUUUACAGACUGUGCAUCUCCAGUCCCAGCUGUUAUUUUCUUUGAUCAAGCACGGCAACAGGUGGUGUAUAUACAAAAUAGUUCAAGACCAGUGCUGUAAGAUGUUGCAUGCAUGAAAGGCAGCAAGUACACUAUUAAGAACACGUUGCUUCAUCUGUGUGCCAAAAGGUUUUCUGUGCAGGCUUUAGCAGAAAAAGAAAUGUUUUCUGCUGUAGCAGUGCAUAACGCCCCACUCCACCCGCGCUGAGAGGUUGAUGUCAUCCUGGGAGAGUGGGUGGGUAAAACGAAAGCUCUUCAGGCUCUGACGGAAAGGUGCUGUGAAAGCACCAACACUGUUCUAAAAGAACAGCUCCGUUGAGGGAGCACGUGGCCGUUCUCUGUACGUAGCAUGGAAUAAAGCGGACUUUUCCAACGCAAGUGGUGGAGCCGUUACUGUGGGAGUCGGUGGAGGCCGGGUACGCUGCCUCCUCUGGUCCGGUUGGUGAGCUCGCCGGGUGGCC